Messenger RNA from Papaver somniferum (opium poppy), 2889 nucleotides. Its product is annotated as LRR receptor-like serine/threonine-protein kinase HSL2. Gene Ontology annotation, biological process: protein phosphorylation; hormone-mediated signaling pathway. The record is from RefSeq and is a predicted model, not a curated record. Gene Ontology annotation, cellular component: plasma membrane. Bases 1 to 2889 code for a protein of 962 amino acids. NCBI's taxonomy places the organism in Eukaryota, Viridiplantae, Streptophyta, Magnoliopsida, Ranunculales, Papaveraceae. The transcript has 3 exons. Gene Ontology annotation, molecular function: ATP binding; protein kinase activity; protein binding.
AUGGCUCUUCUUUCAGGAUCUCCAAACCCACCAUUGGAUGCCACCUUUGAGAUUAGUGACAGUAAUAAUCUCAAUGACUGGGUUGUUCUUAAGAAUAGUAGUCCAUGUAAUUGGACUGGAAUCAGUUGUGAUCAAUCAACAUUAUACAUCAAUUCAAUUGAUCUUGCCGGACUAACAAUAUCCGGUAAUUUCCCGUUCAAAUUCUGUAAAAUUAAAUCACUUCAGAAUCUUUCAUUAUCUGAUAAUUUCUUGAAUGGAAGUAUCUCUACUAGACAAAUUUCUUCUUGUUCUAAUCUUCAUUUCUUAAAUCUCUCCAACAAUUUACUUGUUGGAAAUUUGCCUGAGUUUGUUCCAGUAUUUAGAAAUUUACAAUGGUUAGAUUUGUCAAGAAAUAAUUUCUCCGGUGAUAUUCCUUCGAGUUUUGGUGCUUCAUUUCCGAAACUUCAAGUUCUGAGUCUUUUUGGAAAUCUUCUUAAUGGAACGAUUCCGUCUUCAUUAACGAAUCUUAGUGAGUUAAUUCGGUGUGAGAUAGCUUAUAAUCCAUUUACUCCAGGUCCAUUACCAGCUGAUAUUGGAAAACUAAUUAAACUAAAGAAUUUAUGGCUUCCUUAUACUAAUCUCAUUGGCGAAAUUCCUGAAUCAAUUGGUGGAUUGAUAGCUCUUGAGAAUCUUGAUCUUUCGAAUAAUGAGCUUUCUGGUAGAAUUCCUGAGAGUAUUGGAAAGUUGAAGAAUGUUAAGCAGAUUGAACUGUAUUGGAAUCGGCUUUCUGGUGAGUUACCUGCAAGUCUUGGGAAUUUAUCAAAUUUGAUUUAUUUUGAUGCGUCAAUGAACGGUUUAAGUGGUGUAAUACCAGAGAAAUUUGCAGCAUUGCAACUGAUAUCACUUGGGUUGAAUGAUAAUUAUCUGGAAGGUGAGAUCCCGGAGAGUUUAGUUUCGAAUACGAAGCUUGAAGACCUGAAGCUCUUUAACAACAGAUUUUCAGGUGCAUUGCCUGGAAGGUUGGGGGAGAAUUCUAAUUUGGAAGAAUUUGAUGUUUCGGGUAAUGGUUUCAGAGGUAAUCUUCCUUCUUUACUUUGUAAUGGCAAGAAACUGAAACGGCUUAUUGCAUUCAAUAAUAAAUUGUCAGGAAAUUUUCCAGAAAGUUAUGGAGACUGUGAUAGUCUUACUUAUAUUAGGAUUUUUAACAAUGAGAUGUCUGGGAGCAUUCCUGUUAGUGUUUGGAGACUACCCAGAGUUCAUUUGUUAGAGAUAAAGAACAAUAGAUUUGAUGGUGUCGUACCUUCUGCGAUUUCGGGGUCUCGAAAGUUAGCUCAGUUGCGUAUAUCUGAUAACCAGUUUUCGGGGGAGUUUCCUGGGGGAAUUUGUCAGUUGUCUGAACUUGAAGUUGUGGAUGCUAGUAGAAACAGGUUUUCGGGGGAACUACCUUUGUGCAUUACGGAACUGAGGAAGUUGGAAAAGCUUGAUCUUCAAGAAAACAUGUUUUCGGGUGAGAUUCCGAGUAAUGUUAGCUUGUGGAAGCAUUUAACAGACCUUAAUUUGUCGAGAAACCGGUUUUACGGGGAAAUUCCGAGUGAGCUGGGGAGCUUACCUGAUUUGAAUUAUCUUGAUCUUUCUGAAAAUUUACUGUCUGGUGAAAUUCCGGCUCAGCUGACAAACUUGAAGCUCAACAAGUUUAAUGUUUCAGGGAAUAAUCUGGCAGGGAGAAUCCCUGUUGGUUUUGACAACACUUUUUACCUCCCUAGUUUGAUAGGCAAUCCAAAGCUAUGUAGUCCAGACUUAAAACCUUUCCAUCCAUGUCCAAAAACCAAAUUCGCUACUUGGUUUCUAGUAGGGUUUUUUCUCGUUGUGUGUUUACUACUUCUAUUAUCUUUGUUGUGGUUUUUGAAGAGCAAAACUAUGUCGAUUGGUGAGAACAUAAAACCUUUGUGGAAGCUAACCUCAUUUCACACUAUGAGCAUCAGCGAACGUGAAAUAUUAGGUUCUUUAACUGAAGAGAACCUUAUCGGAAGCGGUGGCUCUGGUCAGGUUUAUAGGGCGAGACUCAAAACAGGUCAGUCAGUGGCAGUUAAGAGGCUCUGGGAUGUUAAUGCAAAAAUGGGAAGACUAAGCUCUUAUCAGUCAGAGGUGGAGACCUUGGGACGGAUUAGACACGGAAAUAUUGUAAAACUGCUGCUCAGUUGUGCCGGAGAGGAUUUAAGAGUUUUGGUUUAUGAGUACAUGGAAAAUGGAAGCUUGGGUGACGUUUUGCAUGGAGAGAAAGGUGGAGUUCUAUUGGAUUGGCAGAAGCGGUUUAAGAUAGCAGUUGGGGCAGCCCAAGGAUUGGCAUAUCUUCAUCAUGACUGUGUGCCGGCUAUCGUGCAUCGUGAUGUGAAAUCGAACAAUAUCUUGUUGGACGAGGAGUUUUCCCCUCGCGUAGCAGAUUUUGGGUUGGCCAAGAUGUUGCAGCUCGAGGAAGGGAAGGAAGCAAGUGCCAUGUCCCUGAUUGCUGGUUCUUAUGGCUACAUAGCGCCAGAGUAUGCAUACACCAUGAAAGUGACAGAGAAGAGCGAUGUGUACAGCUUUGGAGUUGUGUUGAUGGAACUGGUCACGGGAAAGAGACCUACUGAUUCUUUCUUUGGGGAGAACAAUGACAUGAUAAAGUGGGUGACAGAUGCCACUGCAACAUCUGAAGAUCACUGCUUGAAUUUGCGUCACCUCAUGGACACUAGAAUAAAUCCAUCUUCAAGUGAUUACACAGAAAUGGAGAAGGUAUUGAAUGUCGCACUUCUUUGUACCUCUGCAUUUCCCAUAAACAGACCCUCCAUGAGAAGGGUCGUUGAAUUUCUUAAAGAUGGUAAGGAUAUUUGUUUUCCUCCCACAAGUCCUAAAUGUUGUAGCACUACAAGCUAG